Messenger RNA from Emiliania huxleyi CCMP1516, 2235 nucleotides. RefSeq lists its product as hypothetical. Bases 23 to 2071 code for a protein of 682 amino acids. Gene Ontology annotation, molecular function: oxidoreductase activity. The transcript is spliced from 15 exons. Lineage: Eukaryota; Haptophyta; Isochrysidales; Noelaerhabdaceae. Gene Ontology annotation, biological process: carotenoid metabolic process. The record is from RefSeq and is a predicted model, not a curated record.
UUCCUGAGCUGCACUCUCGCGCAUGGUCUCUUUCUCCAAAUUUGCCAUGCUUGCGGCCAUCGCGCCGUGCGCUGGUUUCCUGGUUGCGCCUGCCGUGCAGCCGUGGCGCGGCCACGCGGCCGCGAUCGCGGCGCGGAUGCAGCUGGACAUUGAGCGCAAGACGGGCGACAACGUCGAGCAAAUCAAAGACACAAAGCGGGACAAGGUGAUGACCUUCAGCUACGACAUGUCGCUCGACACGGGGUACGAGAAGCCGACGUACCCUGGCACGGGUAACGGCCUCGGCGGCGAGGGCCUGCAGGACGAGUACGACGUGGUCGUGAUCGGCUCGGGCAUGGGCGGCCUCGCUUGCGGCGCGCUGAGUGCAGAGUACGGCUCGCGCGUGGCGGUGAUCGAGUCGCACAUCAAGCCGGGCGGCUCGGCGCACACCUUCACGCGCGUGCACAAGGGCGGCAAGUACUCCUUCGAGGUUGGCCCCUCCAUCUUUGAGGGCCUCAACGGGCCGUCCCUGAACCCGCUGCGCACCAUUCUCGACAUGCUCGGGGAGGACCUCAAGUGCGAGACGUACAGCGGGCUCGGGUACUGGACGCCAGAGGGAUACUGGCGCUUCCCGAUCGGCUCGGCCCAAAAGUUCGAGGACUUGGUCUAUGAGAGGUGCGGGCCCGUCGAGGGCAAGAAGGCGAUGGACGAGUGGGACGCGCUGCGCAAGCGCCUCAAGACUCUCGGAGGCUCCACGACCGCCGUCUCGCUGGUCAACUUGAGGCAGGACGCGGGCAUGCUGGCCACGACGGCGGGAGCCACGCCAUACGUGCUCUCGCACCCUGACGUCUUCCUUGACUUGCCGCUCACCUUCGACUCGCUGCACAAGACCGUCGACCAGAUCGUGACCGUGCCGUUCAUCCGCAACUACAUCGAUACGAUGUGCAUCUUUUGCGGCUUCCCCGCAAAGGGGGCGAUGACGGCGCACAUCCUCUACAUCCUCGAGCGCUUCUUCGAGGACGGGUGCGCCUUUUGCGUCCCGCUCGGCGGCACUGUCGAGAUGGCCUACGCCUUCCAGCGCGCGCUCGAGGCGCGCGGCGGCGAGCUCUCGCUCAACACGCACGUGGAGGAGCUGCUGUACGACGAGGCGGAGCAGCGGUGCGUCGGCGUCAGGCUCAAGAGCGGCAAAGUCAUCAAGGCGAAGAAGGCGGUCGUCUCCAACGCGACCCCCUUCGACACCGUCCGCAUGCUGCCCGACGGCGGCGACGCGCCGCAGCUGCCCGAGGGGGUGAGGGAGUGGAAGCAGACGCUCGGCAAGCUCCCGCGGCACGGCGCCAUCAUGCACCUCUUCCUCGCGAUCGACGCGACCGACCUCGACCUCUCCCACAUCGAGGACCCGGCGCACCUCGUCGUCCAGGACUGGGACCGCUCGCUGCAGGACUCGCAGAACCUCUGUUCCUUCUUCAUCCCAUCGCUGCGCGACCCGUCCGUCUGCCCGCCCGGCAAGCACUGCAUCCACGUCUACUCCUCGGGCGGCGAGCCGUACGAGCCGUGGGAGAAGCUGGAGCCCGGCUCGGACGAGUACGAGCGGAUGAAGGAGGAGCGAUCGCAGGUGCUGUGGCGCGCCGUCGAGAGGUGCAUCCCCGACGUGCGCAAGCGGGUCGAGUUCUCCAUCGUCGGCUCGCCGCUCGCGCACGAGGCCUUCCUUCGCCGCGACCGCGGCACGUACGGCCUCGCUUGGGCGGCGGGCACGUCGGCGCCCUUCGCCGGCAAGCUGUCCAACCUGCUCCCCUUCCCCUUCCCCAACCUGAAGACGCCCGUGGACGGCCUCCUGCGCUGCGGCGACUCGUGCUUCCCCGGGAUCGGCACGCCGUCGGCCGCCGCGUCGGGCGCCAUCGCGGCUAACUCGAUCCACCCGGUGAGUGACCACAUCAAGCUGCUCAAGCAGACGGCGCAGCGCGAGCCCAAGUACGCCUUCCUCGACCCCGGCCCGAUUGGGUCGCUGUACGAGGCGGCGGUCGGCUGGUCGACGCCGAGCGGCGAACUGCGCGGCGACGACGAGGAGCACGGCGGCAGGGCGCCGUGGGAGUGAUGCGGACACGGCCUCGGCGGCGGUCCGUGGGCCACCAGGGGCCGGGGCGGCGGGGCCGGGGGGUUGCGGGGGAGAUGGAGUUGGAGAGAGGUGGCCCAGGAGAGGUACUGUGCUCUCAAGGUUAUUGCAACUUUUUUUGUAUUUGUUUCGCACAUCUCAUAUGC